Carassius auratus (goldfish) is the source of this 721-nucleotide messenger RNA. Its product is annotated as fatty acid-binding protein, brain-like. The transcript is spliced from 4 exons. Gene Ontology annotation, molecular function: lipid binding. Bases 71 to 469 code for a protein of 132 amino acids. NCBI's taxonomy places the organism in Eukaryota, Metazoa, Chordata, Actinopteri, Cypriniformes, Cyprinidae. The record is from RefSeq and is a predicted model, not a curated record.
GAAGAGACUGUGAGCUCAGUGACUGUACAAGGACAACUGUGUGUUUGAUCACUGCAUUUAAACUCUCAAUAUGGUUGAUGCAUUCUGUGCAACUUGGAAACUGGUUGACAGCCAGAAUUUUGAUGAAUACAUGAAAGCACUGGGUGUUGGUUUUGCCACUAGGCAAGUAGGCAAUGUUACCAAACCCACAAUUGUCAUAAGUCAUGAGGAUGACAAAGUUGUCAUAAAGACGCUGAGCACCUUCAAAAACACUGAAAUUUCUUUUAAACUGGGAGAGGAGUUUGACGAAACCACAGCAGAUGACAGACAUGUAAAGUCCACUGUAACCUUGGAAGGGGACAAUCUUGUCCAUGUUCAGAGGUGGGACGGCAAGGAGACUAAGUUUGUUAGAGAAAUCAAAGAUGAUAAAAUGGUUAUGACCUUGACCUUUGAGGAUGUGCAGGCUGUCCGGACAUAUGAAAAGGAAUAAUGUCCAACUAAUGGACACUUCAGUGUUACCCUGGCAACUUGACAAUAUUACAAGGGAAUUUUUACAUUGUGUUCUCAACUGAGUUUUCCCCUUUUUAAGACGCGAGACAUUUUUUGUAAGACCUUUUAUAUAAAAUGCAUAUCGUGAAGUUUUUGUGAACAUUGCCGAAUGUCUUUAAUGUUAGUGGAUUUAUAAUUGAGGCAUGGCUUUGUGAAAAAAAUUGGAUGAAAUAAAAACUUGUUUAAAAACUAA